AAUCUAGUAAGCCAAUAUGGUCCAAGAAUUGAAGAAGAUUAUUUAGAUCCUGGUGAAGAAUCCAGCCAUAGUAAUCACAGAAAUAGGCGUAAAAAUACUAAUAAUGAAAAUAUAGAAGCUGUUGAUGAAUUAAUAUUACCAAAUUCCAUUUGUGAUCCUAUUAAUGAUGAGGAAUUCUGGAAAACAGGCGUCAUUGAUCAAGCACAUCGAAAUCAUGAUUUAGAGCAAAUAAAACAAUUAUAUCACUCUAGUGGCGAAAAUAAUAUAAAUGGUAAUGAAUUAAGUUUUGAAAGAACAAUGAAUUUAUGGAACCAAAUGUUAAGAAACGAAAUAUUAGAUGAUGAAUCUGAUUUAGAGGAUGAAAGUAAUGAAAUGGAGAAUUUUGAUAUUGAUAAUUAUCUUUCUGAGUAUAAACAUCCUCAACGAGAUUCUACAGCAAAAUGGAAGCUAGAAAAUUUAUUUAGUGUAGAAUUAGAAGUGCCCGAAUAU
Messenger RNA from Funneliformis caledonium, 489 nucleotides. NCBI's taxonomy places the organism in Eukaryota, Fungi, Glomeromycota, Glomeromycetes, Glomerales, Glomeraceae. The record is from the annotation of a GenBank genome assembly.